Molecule: messenger RNA, 1497 nt
Organism: Mercenaria mercenaria
Lineage: Eukaryota; Metazoa; Mollusca; Bivalvia; Venerida; Veneridae
Exons: 5
Coding region: 189-905 (238 amino acids)
Biological process (GO): positive regulation of transcription by RNA polymerase II; negative regulation of transcription by RNA polymerase II; cell differentiation
Molecular function (GO): RNA polymerase II cis-regulatory region sequence-specific DNA binding; nuclear receptor activity
Source: RefSeq, a predicted model, not a curated record
CUGCUCUUUACCCGUGCCGUGUAUGUGGUGAUAAUGGCACUGGGAUUCACUACGGUGUUUUGUGUUGUGAAGGGUGCAAGGGAUUUUUCUUUCGGACGAUACGUGGAAAUAAGCAAUACAGGCAAUGCAAAAAUCCAAGUAAAUGCUUGAUAUUGCAAUCCAACAGAAAUAGAUGCAGGUUUUGCAGGAUGCAGCGGUGUUUUGAUGUCGGGAUGUCUUAUGAAGCUGUGAAGAUGGGAAGAUGGUCUAAGGCAGACCACAGAGGCCUGAAACCAACACUGGUGACCAAGGCCCUACAUCAUGAUGACCUUAUAUUAACGGUUUAUUCCGCUUUCGCAAAAGCCUGCAGCAACCAUAACAAUCAGCUGAACAAUGAGCCGAGUUUAGAGGCUGACGGCAGUUUCUUCAUUCGGAAUGGCAUUUUGUUCGCAACAACUUUUGCAAAACAACUUAAAGAUUUUACCUCCCUUGGUCGUGAGGUUCAACACGAACAGAUCAAGACAGCGGUAAUUGAAAUGUCUGUGAUGUUCGAAGAGGUCAGACUUAAGACAGCAGGUUCCGAAGAUUGUACAAUAUAUACAAGGAAAACGGAAAAUUCUGUCAUAACAGUUAUGCGAAAUAAGGGGAAGAAACUAACGCAAAAACUAAUGUCGCUUAAUCUUACGCAAGCAGAGUUAUCUCUUCUGCUCGCUGUAAUUUUGUUCUGUUCAGAUCGCCACUGCUCAGACACUGCGGACUGUAAGAAACUCGAAUGGCUAGAAGAAUCGUUACUGUCAGCUUUGAAAUACCAGCUUGUUUUGAACCACACUAAACAUUUAGGCUUUUUACCUCAAAUAAUUGAGUUUAUAUGCUGUUUAAGGGGACUAACUAUCCAGUAUUUAGACGACAUAUUAAGAUUCAAGUGAACCUAGACAAUAUAAAGGAAUACUUUUCGUUUUGCCACGGUUAAAAAUAUCAUCUAAUCUGGAAUAAACUUCGUUUGCAGGGGAUUGUAAUGGUUUACACUGCCAGAUUGGUUUCUGCUUAGGCGACGCGUACCACAACUGUACCCUGGCAAAUAUCAAACAAAAAUCUUUUUUUCAUUUUCUCUGAUAUGUGUAAAUGUUUCCUAAGGACUUUUUGAUAAUAUCCACCCGCUUUUAUUAAACACCUCCAUUGCUAGUUAUUUGAUCAGUUCUACUUUAAGCACAGUAAAAUAUAUCUCUUUCAGGGAUAUCAGGUUACACGAUUGUGCAUAAAACAUGUUUAAAAAUAGCUGCAUGCGUCAAACUUGCAUAAAAGUACAAGGUUAUUUGCAACAAACACCUAUAGAAAGAUCGUUAUAUAGAGCGCAAAAAGGACAAUAAUAUAGGCCAUUUUGUAACCCUGAUGCCCUUUAUGACAAAGCUACGCUUGCGUACAAGUGUAUAUAGUUCAUUUGAAUGUUAACUAAUAUUACAAGCACGUAAAUACGUUAGAGGACUUAUUUUACCUGUAAUCAGCAAAAUAUAUCCUCAU